AAUAUGCUCUGCUCUGGCGUACAUGAAAAGUUCUCCUCACAUAGAUUAAUUUUGCACCAUUUCAUUUGUUUCAGGAUCAACUCUUGUGUAAAUUUAAACUACUUUCUUAAGAAUCUGUAAGAGAAGUGCUUUUAAAAGAUAUUUACCACAUAGGUAUUCUUAAUAAUUUCCUACGUUUGUAACAGAAUGUGUGACAUAAACCAAAACCAGAGGUCUUAGCUAGUUCAAGCUAGUAUCGUAGGUCUGACCAAAAGCAAACUCAGUUCUCUGUGUGUAAACUUCAGUCGAUUUUACAGAGGAAUUAAACUAUGAAUGUGUUAGAUCUUCAUUUCAGUCCUAUUCCAACGGCAUAGUUGGCAUAAUGUUUUUUCCUAUAUAUCAAUAGUCUUGUUCUGUGCAUGCAUAACAUUUCAAUUAAUACCUCCUCAGCUGCCUAAAGGUCUGAUGAGGUACAUGUUAGCACUUUGAUUGCUUUUUCAUACAUUAUUGCCCCUGCAUUUGAGACUUGGAUGUUACAUGAUCAUGAUAAGAAGUAAUUACAGAAGACGAAUGAAGAAAUUGCGUCCUAUGAAGAGCAGAAGUACUCGAUUCUGAGAAAACUCUUAAAGCUCUUCUAACUUCAGAGCUGGAGAAAAGCAUGAGGGAACAAUCCGUCUGACUCAGUAUCUUGCACAGAACACAAAAUGGCUCUUCAAAAGAAAACUGUUGCUGGUGUCUUGGAGGAGUGGCAUUUGGAGGAACCGCUGUUCGGUUGCAGACGGCACCAGAAUGUUAGGAAAAAACUGAGACCAAUACGAAUUAUAGGUCUUCUUGUUAGUGUAGUGGCCAUGAGCACUUUCUCUUUUUCAAUUAGUGCCUUUUUCAAGAUGGAGCCACAGAGCAUGGCAUUGGCCAGCAGCCUCGAUAGCCAAAAGCUAGUGCAUGGGCACCAAAGAACUCUGUUGGAUUUCACAGAACAGAAUGAAAACGGCAGUCCAGACCCAUCCACUGCUAUGAAAUAUGAAGUUGAACAUGACAAUGCAACAGAUGAUCAUGCCAAGGGAGAAUACCCCAAUGACCUUUUCUCUCUGGAGGAGAGAAGGAAGGGAGCAGUGAUUCUCCAUGUAAUUGGAAUGAUUUACAUGUUUAUAGCCUUAGCCAUAGUCUGCGAUGAGUUCUUUGUUCCUUCCUUGACCGUCAUAACAGAAAAACUGACUAUAUCUGAUGAUGUGGCAGGGGCAACCUUCAUGGCUGCUGGUGGGUCAGCUCCAGAACUGUUCACUUCUUUAAUAGGAGUGUUUAUAUCCCACAGCAAUGUUGGCAUUGGCACAAUAGUGGGAUCUGCUGUGUUCAAUAUUCUGUUUGUUAUUGGAAUGUGUGCUUUAUUUUCUAGAGAGAUCUUGAACCUUACUUGGUGGCCACUCUUUCGAGAUGUGUCCUUUUACAUCAUUGACUUGAUCUUGCUAAUCAUCUUUUUUCUGGAUAACUUGAUCAUGUGGUGGGAAAGCUUAACACUUCUGACAGCAUAUUUUUGCUAUGUGACUUUCAUGAAGUUCAACGUUCAAGUGGAAGAAUGGGUGAAGAAGUUUUUAAACAGGAACAAGGUUGAGAAGGUAACAGCAGCAGAUGCUGAAGGAAAGGUUGGUCAGUUUUUAAUUAGUAUGUAUGCAAUAAUGUCCUUAUAUAAGUGCUGAGUCCUUCUGUAUCAUACAGACCCCAAUAUAGCAGAGUAAGCAAUAUUCAACAGUUCCAUGUUUUUCUAAAAAGGUCUUUAUGUGUAAUUCGUUCAAUAGGAUUGAAAAUGUAAAACAUGAGGCAGCCUUCUAGUAAAUCAAUACCUUUUAACUCCCAAACGAUCCUAAUCACACAGAAAUCCAGAAAAAAUGAU
This is a messenger RNA of Neopsephotus bourkii (Bourke's parrot), 1867 nucleotides long. Its product is annotated as sodium/potassium/calcium exchanger 2-like. Gene Ontology annotation, cellular component: membrane. The transcript is spliced from 2 exons. The record is from RefSeq and is a predicted model, not a curated record. Gene Ontology annotation, molecular function: calcium, potassium:sodium antiporter activity; calcium channel activity. NCBI's taxonomy places the organism in Eukaryota, Metazoa, Chordata, Aves, Psittaciformes, Psittacidae. The coding region runs from base 684 to 1673 and encodes 329 amino acids. Gene Ontology annotation, biological process: long-term synaptic potentiation; long-term synaptic depression; intracellular calcium ion homeostasis.